Molecule: messenger RNA, 1894 nt
Organism: Chelonoidis abingdonii (Abingdon island giant tortoise)
Lineage: Eukaryota; Metazoa; Chordata; Testudines; Testudinidae
Gene: HMGB1
Product: high mobility group box 1
Biological process (GO): regulation of transcription by RNA polymerase II
Cellular component (GO): nucleus
Molecular function (GO): DNA binding
Source: RefSeq, a predicted model, not a curated record
GAGCGGGGCUGUGUUGAGAGUAAUGUUACCAGCGCUGAGAGCUUGAGGAGGCUGCGUAUCGAUCCCGCUCUCAGCCAUUGCGGUGCAUUAGGCUACAGCGAGACCAGGCAGCACUGGGGGCCAGCGCGAGCAGUCGGGCAAGUGUCUCAGCGCCUGUGGCUCGCUGCUGAGUGACUGAGUGUGCGAGCGAGCGAGGCGAAAAUCAGCAAAAAUGGGCAAAGGUGAUCCUAAGAAGCCAAGAGGUAAAAUGUCUUCAUAUGCCUUCUUUGUGCAGACUUGCCGGGAGGAGCACAAGAAGAAGCACCCAGAUGCUUCAGUGAACUUUUCAGAGUUCUCAAAAAAAUGUUCAGAACGGUGGAAGACUAUGUCUGUUAAGGAAAAAGGAAAGUUUGAAGAUCUGGCAAAGGCUGACAAGGUUCGUUAUGAAAGAGAAAUGAAAAGUUAUAUACCACCCAAAGGGGAAACAAAAAAGAAGUUCAAGGAUCCUAAUGCACCGAAGAGACCUCCUUCAGCUUUUUUCUUAUUCUGCGCUGAAUUUCGUCCGAAAAUCAAAGGAGAACAUCCUGGUCUGUCCAUUGGAGAUGUUGCAAAGAAACUGGGAGAGAUGUGGAAUAACACGGCUGCUGAUGAUAAACAGCCCUAUGAAAAGAAGGCUGCUAAACUGAAGGAGAAGUAUGAAAAGGAUAUUGCUGCAUACCGGGCUAAAGGAAAGCCUGAUGUAGGCAAAAAGGUAGUUGCCAAGGCUGAGAAGAGCAAGAAAAAGAAGGAGGAGGAAGAGGAUGAAGAUGAUGAGGAAGACGAUGAGGAGGAUGAAGAUGAUGAGGAAGAUGACGAGGAGGAUGAAGAUGAUGAUGAAUAAGUCUCUUCUGGAGCAAUUUCUUGUCUAUAAAGCAUUUAAACCCCCUGUACACAACUCACUCCUUUUAAAGAAAAAAAAAUUGAAAUGUAAGGCUGUGUAAGAUUUUGUUUUUAAACUGUACAGUGUCUCUUUUUUUGUAUAGUUAACACACUACCGAACGUGUCUUUAGAUAGCCCUGUCCUUAGUGGUAUUUCAAUGACCACUAAACUUGCCUGGUACAGUGUGGGGGUUGUAAAUUGGCAUGGAAGUUUUAAAGCAGGUUCUUGUUGGUGCACAGCACAAAUUAGUUAUAUGUGGGGAUGUAGUUCAUUUUCAUCUUCAGUUGUCUCUGAUGCAUCAUAAAAAUAAUUGUUCUGUUAACUGAAUACCACUCUGUAAUUGCGCAAAAAAAAAAAAAAAGUUGCAGCUGUUUUUGUUGACAUUCUGAAUGCUUCUGAGUAAAUACAAUUUUUUAUUAGUAUUGUUGUCCUUUUAAUAGGUGCCCUUGAAAGAUCAUAAUUUUUCUUUUUUGAGGGGAACUCCUCUUUGCUUUAUUGUAAGCCCAUUUGGGAUCACGUGAUUAUUACAGUUUUCAUCUUUUCAUAUAACCAGCUGAUAAACAAAGCUUUGAUCUGCAUACCCUUCAAAACCAUGAUAGGGUAGGCAAAGAAAUAUAGAGGCAUAUGACAAAACAGAAUUUUCUUCCGUAACUGGAAACAAACAAAAUCUUAUCCAACUGAUAUCUGCGUGGAUUUUGUGAAAUGUAAUAUUGAGUUGCGUAAGUUUACCAGUCUUGGAGAGUUGAGAAGUAUUGAAUUCAAUUUUACAGUAUGGAAUACUUCAGAAAAAAACCUCUGAAAUGUUGUCCUAGAAGGACCAGUAGGAAGGGUACUCUCAUCAUGGUGUGUGGGGAAUUUACAUGUGACUCCAUUACUAUGUAAUGGAAGUUGUAUUUGUAAAUCUCUGGACACUUUUAAGAGAGAAACAUGCCCCUAAAAUGUAAGAAGAUAAAAAUGAUAAAAGUACCAUUAAUUUUUUAUUUUUUGUUUUUUUGUG